AUGAAUACUGAUAAAGAUAACGUUUGUUUCUUCCCAGAAAAAGUUCCGCAGGUCGUUUGUAAUAGAGAAUAUAUCAGUUUCGAAAAUCUGCUCAAUCGGUCUAAGAAAACGCCGAGUAAUUGCCGAUCUGAACUCGAACAUAUUCUACUUUUAGCUGGUUGUUAUGAUAUGCAACCGAUUAAUUUACAUAAUCAUAUGAUUUGUAGCAAUCAUCGAAACUCAUUCUUAGAUUUGUGGCGACGAAAGAACAAUUGCUUACUAUGUGUAGAUGUUUUCGGACAGUCAACACGUUCAAUUUCUUCUCUUCAACGCAUAACAAAAGCAUUAGCAAUAGCAGCAUGGAAUAAACGACAAUUGAAUAUAUACUAUAAAUUGGCUUGCACUCAGUGCAGAAAGCUUUGUGAAAAGGAAUUCGGUAGCGCAAAUGAAACAAAUUGCUUUGGAUGGAUUUAUGAUGAAAGAAAUUAUUAUACUCCAUCGAUUGUUCCAGAUCGUUUUUCUCCACAGAAUAGUGACUAUGAACCUGGAGUCGAUGAUAUUUCGCCGCAUGACGAAGAAGAUGGAAAAAAAGAACUCAGAGGUUGGCUUGCGUCAACAAACUAUCGAGGACGCUGGAGGUCGACCGCAAAUUAUUCAUGCCUUAGUAAACAUGAGCGGGGGAAGUUUCGUAAGCAAAUGAAAGGAAUCUUUCUUCAUGUUCUACAACAGUUUACUUCCACCGAUGCAAACGUUGUUUGGGAUGACCUAAUUGAUGAUGAACUUGCAAAACCAAAAACAGCGAAAGGCGUAGAUUACACAACUGUAAUGGAAUCGUUGAAAGAUGCUUAUUCUAAAGCAGAACAUUGGAGUACUAAAAGACAAUUAUUGUCAAUUGUCGCUGCUGAUCUACCACCACGUUUGCUCAAAGCUGAAUUUCCGGAGUUGACAGAUUGGAAAAUAAAAGCUGCGCGCGCUCAAGCUUUUUUUCACGGUAACUCACAGAAGAUUUGUAUUGAUGUAGCAUAUAUGAGCGAUAUUGUUAUUCUCGAUGUAGGACGAGGUGUACUCCCUGAAAUUAUGCACUGUCCUGUUCAACGAUAUACAGAAAAACAGUUGUCUCAUUUAAUUACAUUUAUCCAGUCGCCCCAUAUAACAACAGAUAUGCCUUUUGGUGAACGCAAAUUGAAACUAAGUAAUGGUGAAAGUGUCGUCGUGCCCGAUGUGAUUCGUAACAUAAGUCCAUCUCGUAUUAUAUCUCAAUACUUUGAAUACUGCAAGGAAACAAUCGAUAAUGAUGAAUUUCAGCCACUUGGUGCAUCAUCUUUGUUUGCAAUUUUGAGAAAAUGCAGUGCUUCUAUACGAAAAAGCUUGGUCGGUUUGGAUACUUUCUCGUGCGAUGGCUCGACAGCCUUUGAUCAGCUGCAAAAUUUGUGCGAUGAAAUGGCUCUCUAUGGUGCAUAUCGAGCGAAAGACUUUGUUCACUUACACAUCUUGUCAUUUCUAUUUUCUAUAGGUGCACAAGCAGAAACAGUGAUUCGUCUGAAACAAGCAUUACAUGAUGCACGUAAUUAUCUGAAGUUGGAUUAUCGAACGCAUAUAUCAAAGAGUAGUAGAGUUCCGGACCAUUGUUCGAUAUUUGGCCUGAGUGAUGCGCAAAAUUCAGCCUGGCGUGAAAAAUGUGAUCACGAACAUGAUGAAGAAUGUGAUGCCUGUUUACGUUUGCGCGAGGCCUUUGAUCAUAUUUCUUCGAUAAUUGAGGAGAAUUUGAAUAUCACUGAUGACAUGCGAGCUCGAUUACGAUAUCGACUAGAACAAAAUGUUCAACUGAUUAUUGAUUGGAAAAAACACCUGUUACCGUCUUCCUCGUUGCCGACAAGAUAUCGAGAGGCACAGAGAGAUUUUUUCGGCAAACGUGGGCUGCCUUGGCAUAUAACAUAUGCUAUUCGUGUCAAACCAGGAUCAUUUUCCACCUGUACUACACCAUCCGCUGCUUCACACUCAUCAAGUAACAAUCGUUCCUUGGAGCACAGAACAUUCUGUCAUGUAUUUGACAAUGCCAAACAAGAUGGUCGUGCCGUUAUCAGUAUUUUAUCCAAUGUCCUCCAGGAACUAAAGAAGCAAAACAGCAAUCUCACUUAUGCAUACAUUCGCACAGACAACGCUGGAUGUUAUAAAGGAUCAGAUACUCUUCUUGCCGUACAAGAGCUCUAUAAAAUUACGGGUGUUUUGGUUCGCCGUUUUGAUUUUUCUAAUGCGCAGUCUGGCAAGGGGCCCUGUGACCGCAUGGCGGCGGUCAUAAAAGCAAACAUCCGUCGAUUCAUCAAUGAGAAAAAUGAUUGUGUCUCUAGUUCAGAUUUUGUUCGGGCAGCAAAGUCGACACGUCACAUGUCUCUUAUGUCAUGUCGUAUGCCAAGUUCUUCUGUUUCGAAUAAAACUAGAUGGCAUGGAAUUCAAAACUAUAAUAAUAUUGAAUAUAAACUGGUAUCAAAACGAGAGUUACGUCGACAAAAAAUAGAAAACAAAGAGAUCGAGGUGACGGUCUGGCGAGCAUUCAACGUAGGAGUUGGUCAAUUAUUUCAAUGGUCAAAACUAAAUACAUCAAGAUACAAUAUCGCUCCUAUUGAGAUUAGUCUUCGACAUGAUAACUAUCAAUGGCAGGAUGAUAGUUUCGAGAGAGAAGGUUCAGAAAAUAUUGACACAGAUGAUGUUUUGUUCAAACAAGAAGUAGUAGAAAAUGGUGAUAAUAUCAAUAUGGAUCAACAUUCGUCUUCCUUUGUGACUUUUGAUUGUACUGAACCGCAUUGUAUCAUGCAAUUUCGUCGUGAAGAUCGUCUUCGUGCACAUCUCCUAAUUGGUAAUCACAAAACCGUGGCUCCUCCUGUGCGGCUUCUUGAUAAAGCAGCGGUUAUUUAUAAGGAAUCUCUAGAGAAUGAUAACAUAAAGGAAAUACCAAUUCUUACUUCAAUCAACACAGUUGUAGCAAAUCCAAGAAUUUCUACAGUCACUCUGAAAGAAGGGUGGGCACUUUUCCAUCCUCGGCCCAAAGUCACAUUCACACUGGUUCAGCGAUCGUAUCUGAUUGAAAAAUACGAUGAAGGUGAGAAGACUGGUGCAAAGUGCGAUCCUUCCAAAUUAGCAGAACAAAUGCAAACCGCCAGGAUAAAAGAUGAAUUUAUGUUUCAACCUGAUCAGUUUCUAACUACUUCCCAAAUCAAGUCUUAUUUUUCUCGACUAACACGCGAACGUCGAAAGAAUACGAAAGAAUCUCAAACGACGAUGAAACAAUGCAAAAAGUCGGCAAAGGACGAUGAGGAUUAUCAAUCAGAAGAAGACAGCGAUGAUGGUGAUGAAUUUGAAUCGGUUCUAGCUGAUGCUCAAACUCAUGAAUUACUCGAUAAUGCAAUAGAGGUUCUUGAUGAUAUAUUGAUGAAACAACAACGAAAUCAGAAAAAGUCAAUAUCAUAUUCUUAUACACACGGAUAG
Molecule: messenger RNA, 3462 nt
Organism: Adineta ricciae
Lineage: Eukaryota; Metazoa; Rotifera; Eurotatoria; Adinetida; Adinetidae
Source: the annotation of a GenBank genome assembly